UGUCAAAGAGAAGAAUAAUCAUCAGCCCAAUGGUCAUCAAGGAUACAGGUUCUGCUGGUUUUAUCUAGAUGGGUGAAAAGGUUAACAGCCCAGAAGGGGAGCUCCUUGGGUUUUCAAGAUGGCAGCGACUAGUGGCGAGAGCCAGCUGCAGCGGAUUGUCAGAGACUUGCAAGAUGCUGUGACUGAAUUAAGUAAAGAAUUUAAAGAAGGAGGAGAACCGAUCACAGAUGACAGUGGCAACUUGCAAAAAUUCUCCUACAAGCUUGAGUAUCUUCUACAGUUUGACCUGAAAGAAAAAAACACGUUGCUAGGGAACAGAAAAGACUACUGGGAUUAUUUCUGCGACUGUCUUGCAAAAGUCAAAGGAGCUAAUGAUGGAAUCCGCUUUGUCAAGUCUAUUACAGAACUACGAACAUCUCUUGGAAAAGGAAGAGCAUUUCUUCGUUACUCCCUGGUUCACCAAAGGCUUGCAGACACCUUGCAGCAAUGUUUUAUGAACACGAAGGUGACCAGUGACUGGUACUAUGCAAGAAGUCCAUUUCUGAAUUCCAAAAUGAGUUCUGACAUUGUGGGUCACCUCUAUGAGCUCACUGAUGUUCAGUUUGACUUGGCAUCAAGAGGCUAUGAUUUAGAUGCUGCUUGGCCAGUAUUUGCCAGGAGGACACUGUCAUCACUUGGAUCCUCAGCAUAUUUAUGGAAGCCCCCAAGUCGCAGUUCCAGCAUGAGCAGUUUAGUGAGCAAUUAUUUGCAGGCGCAAGAAUUUCCCUCCAGCCCUGAUGCAAAUAACUCGUUAAAUGCUGAACACCUUGAGGGCUUUGAAGAGAUGCGUGUAGAACUUGACCAGGCUGAGCUGAAGCAGAGGGAGCUUCAGGAUCGCAUUCACUACCUGGAAAUGGAAAACCAGGAGCUCCAGGCAGCUCUUAGCCUUCAGAAAGAGCAAAUACAGGUAGAAAAGGAGAAGAGCAAUAACUAUAGCGAGGAGAACUCCCGGCUGACAAAAAUUAUCACAGAGUUACAGAAGCAGUGUGAGGUCUCACACUCCACUCAGAGCACUGUUCAUGACCUGCAGAAGUGCCUACAGUCACUGGAACUGAAUGCAGCAGAGCAGCAGAAGGAAUAUUCAACAAAGCUGGAGCAGCUGGUGAACAGCAAGGAAGACUGUACCUCAGAACUGCAGGUAUUGAAUCAGGAGUUGGAGGCCUCUAAGGCUUUGGUUGCUAUGAGGGAUCUUGGCAUCAAUGAGCUCAAAGCCAAGCUGAGUUCCACAGAACAGAAAAACCUCAACCUCCUUGAAAAAUUUGAUGCUGCCUUGGAGGAAAAGGGAUGGCAAGUCACAGACCACUGUGACUCUGCCCUGCAGAUACAGGCACUGUUAGAGAAGCUUCAGGAGACAGAAAAGGAAAAGGCAAAUAUGCAAAGACUCAAUGAUGAACAUGUGUCUCAGCUGAAAGCAGCAAGGGAGGAGCUGCACCUGAAAGAAGAGGCACAGAAGGAACUGCAGUCCAGAUACAAUCGCCUCACUGCUGACUCCAAAGAAGAGAGUGAAAAGCUGCUUGGGAGCCUGGAAACCAUGGCAAAGGAAAUGGAUGCACUUCAGAAGGCCCUGACCCUGAAAGAAAAGGAGAUGACUGAGCUCCAGAGCCAGGGAAUGGGGUCGCUGGCUCAGGUGGGGUCAUUGGAAAAAAACCUUGAGGAAGCAAGGAAAGAAAAGGAGAAACUUGAGGAGGAGUAUGGUAGGAGGGAAGGAACACUGAAACAGGAAGCCCAGUCACAAGCAGAGCAACUUGAACUACAGGAAGGUCGCUUAACUAAGGUGAGUCAGACUGUGUGUAGCCUUGAGGAGCAAAACCGGAAGCUCUUGUCUGAGAAAGAACAUCUGUGCCAGAAGGUCAAGGAGCUGGAGGAGCAGAUGGAGCAGCAAAACUCUGAAGUGAGUGAAAUGGGUGACAAGAGCAGGAAGCUGAAAGCAGAGAAUGAAAAUUUGCAGCAGUCCAAUAAGAAGAUGGAAGGAAAGCUGACAAGUUUGGAAGCUUCUAACGCUUCCCUGGAAGCUGAGGUGGCCAGGCUGAGAGCCUCUGAGAAACAGCUUCAGAGUGAGAUAGAUGAUGCCCUGGUAUCAGUUGAUGAAAAAGAGAAGAAGCUCCGGGGUGAGAACAAACAGCUGAAUGAAGACUUGCAAAAUGCCAGGAGGCAAAGCCAAAUUCUGGAGGAGAAACUAGAGGCUCUGCACUCAGACUAUGAAGAACUAAAGCGAAGAGAAGAGACCACCAAGGAGUCUUGUGCCUCACUUGAAGGACAGCUGAAGAGUGCCAAACAGCAUAGUUUGCUAGUGGAAAAAAGUCUAGGCACCUUGAAGGAAAGCAAUGAGUGUCUACAGUCACAGCUCAGAGAGAAGGAAGUAGAGUUGCGAGGCAUGGAGAGUGUUUGUGAACAACUAAGAGUGGAAGCUGAAAGAUACAGGAAAAAAGCAGAGACUUUUGAGGUAGAAAAGCUCAGUGUUGAAAAGACAUGCCUUCAUCAGACAAAACUUAUUGAAUCCCUCACAUCAGAAGCAGACUCGGUGGAAAAACAACAACUACAGCAGGCAGCUUCUCUGGAGAAGGAGGCAAAAGAGCUGGCUUCCAGACUGACUAUCAGUGAAGAGCAGUUGGAAGUCAACCGAGGUGAAGUGUCCAGGCUGCAAGCAGAAGUCCUCAACCUGCGAAUCAAGCUUCAGCAGACCACUGGUGAGAGAGAGCAGAUGAGAGGUGAGCUGGCAGUCACAGAGACUGUCCUGAGUGAGCAGAAAGUUCUUGUCCAGCAGCUGAAAGAGCAAAUCGAGUCACUCAACAGAAACCAUGUGCAAGAACUGGUGCAAUGUAAAGAAAGAGAAGAAAUGCUGAAAAAAGAACAGGAGACAGCAGCCCAUCAAAAAGCUGAACUGGAAAAUAAUUUGCUAAACCUGAAAGAGGAGCUAUCCAAGGUCAAGCAGUACUUGGAAGCUGCUAGAAUGGAAAAUGAAGAAAACAAAGAUCUCCUCCACAGGACCAACACAGAUAUGGCUGAACUUGGUAUUCAGAUUUGUGCCUUGACCUCUGAAAAGGUGGAUGCAGAAGAGCAGUUAGCCCAGGCCACAGAAAGGCUCAAAGAACUGGAGGAACAGGCAGCAGCGCAAAAGGAGAAGCUGAACCUUGACAUCUCUGAUCUCAGACAGGAGAACAAAGGCCUGCAAGAGAAAUUAGAGGAGGCUCAAAUAUGUGCUGCAGCUGUCCCAAGUCUGCAAUUGCAGCUGGAGUCAGUAAAGAAACAAUCACAGAAUUUCCAAGAGACCAGCCAAGAAGAGCUGUCUGCAGUAAAAUUUCAAAUGAGCACAGAGAUUCUAAAUUAUCAGACAAAAUUCAAGGCUGUCAGUGAAGAGUGUGUGAAAGUAAGAGAGCAACUUGAGGAGCAGAAGCGACAACAGCGUGCUGCUGAGGAAGAGAUUACAGAGUUACAGGCUGCAAACACAAGUUUGUCUAGAAAGCUGGAUGAAGCAAGAGAGCACCUGUCUGAAUCAGAAUCUGCUCGGCUGCAGAAAGAAGAGGAGGUGACAUCUCUGAGAGAACUCUUGGCAAGGAUCCAAAAGGAAGCUGAUGAAGCAAAAGAGAAGGCACUGUAUUACAGUGAGAAGCUCAGCAAGGUGGCAGCAGACAAAGAUAGCAGUGACCAGAAGUUAUUUGCUGAACUGGAUGACCUGACAAGAACAAAGCAGUUCCUUGAAGAACGUUUGAUAGAACUUAUCAGAGAUAAGGAUGCUUUGUGGCAAAAAUCAGAUGCUCUGGAGUUCCAGCAGAAGCUUAGUGCAGAGCAAAGGUGGCAGGGGGACACAGAGGUUAAUCAUUGCCUGGACUGCCAGAGAGAGUUCUCAUGGAUGGUGCGCCGACACCACUGCAGAAUGUGUGGUCGCAUUUUCUGCUACUACUGCUGUAACAACUACAUGGUGACAAAGCCAGGUGGAAAAAAGGAGCGCUGCUGCAGAGCUUGCUUUAGUAAGCCUAGAGUCAUUGUGGACAGUACAGAUGACUCUGGAUCCAGUGCCAACCAGGAAGGAUCACCAGCUUCAUUGGAAUCACCUGUGUCACCACUUGCAAAUGAAGCCUCUAAACCACCAGAUGAUGCAGCAUUUGAUAUAAUCACUGAUGAGGAGCUGUGCCAAGUACAGGAAUCAGACUCUCUCCAUGAUGAAAGUCAAAUGGAGAGAGAUUCUCUGGAUCAAAGUGUGACAGAUCUAAACAGCACGUGCAAUUCUUCAACCUUUGAUGAAUCAGAAGAAUGGCAAGUUGCUCAAGAUGCUGAGAUAUGCUUGUUGAAGUCUGGAGAAAUCAUGGUCAAAUUACCCCUUACAGUGGAAGAGAUCUUAAAUUUUGGGGAAAGCAACAGAGAGCUGUUCAUUAAAUCCAGCACCUACAGUAUCAUUCCUAUCACUGUUACAGAGAUGGGGCUAACUAUUAGCUGGAUCUUUUCAUCAGACCCUAAAAGCAUCUCCUUCAGUGUCGUCUUCCAAGAAUCAGAAGACACACCACUGGAUCAGUGCAAAGUUCUUAUUCCUAUGACCCGCUGCAACUCUCAUAAGGAAACUAUCAGAGGUCAGGUGAAGGUCAGAAACGCUGGGAUCUACACACUGAUAUUUGACAACACAUUCUCCAGGUUUAUCUCAAAAAGAGUGUUUUAUCACUUGACUGUUGAACGACCCGUCAUCUAUGAUGGAAGUGAUUUUCCAUAGCCUUGACUCUACUGUGUUGUUUUUAAUUACAUUUUUAAGAAAUGCUGUUAUUUAUGUACAUGUAAGCAUUAUGGUUACCACUGUGUUUGAAGACUUUGAAACUAUGCAAUAGUUACAAUGCACUUAGAGCACAUGUAUACACUAAAAAAUUGAAGCCUUUUUAGGAACACUAAUGGUUCUGUACUGUGUACAGAUUGCUGAAAAGCCAUGUUGUUUGAUUUAACAGGUCAAAUAAUGUUCCAACCAAAUUAUGCAGUGGGGAGAAAUGUCAUUGUGGGAGUGUCUAAAUGCAAACUGAAAUUCUCCACUGAAAACUUAAUCACUUUUCUUAAAAAAAAAUAAUCCUUCAAAAGGAAACUUAAAGAAAAAUGCAUAUUUUUGUUGAC
Chaetura pelagica (chimney swift) is the source of this 5127-nucleotide messenger RNA. It is a transcript of the gene FYCO1, whose product is annotated as FYVE and coiled-coil domain containing 1. Gene Ontology annotation, biological process: positive regulation of autophagosome maturation; plus-end-directed vesicle transport along microtubule. The transcript has 17 exons. Gene Ontology annotation, molecular function: metal ion binding. Gene Ontology annotation, cellular component: late endosome; autophagosome; lysosome. The record is from RefSeq and is a predicted model, not a curated record. Lineage: Eukaryota; Metazoa; Chordata; Aves; Apodiformes; Apodidae. The coding region runs from base 119 to 4741 and encodes 1540 amino acids.